UUGACUGUGAGGGUGUUGACCUCUGUCGACAUGGAAAACUUUGUAUCAUGCAGAUUGCAUUCUCUAAUGCAAUAUACUUGGUUGAUGUCAUCGAAGGUGGCGAGGUGCUUAUGAAAGCCUGUAAGCCUGCACUCGAGUCUAAUUACAUCACAAAAGUUAUUCAUGAUUGCAAACGUGACAGUGAGGCCUUAUACUUUCAGUUUGGGAUAAGGUUGCACAAUGUUGUGGACACUCAGAUUGCUUAUUCUCUGAUAGAAGAGCAAGAAGGCAGGAGAAGACCUCUAGAUGAUUACAUAUCGUUUGUUUCACUCCUUGCUGAUCCACGUUACUGCGCUGAGCAAAUGUUUAUGCAAGUUCGACCUUAUCUAUAGAGCCUGCUUUAUGGA
Camelina sativa (false flax) is the source of this 386-nucleotide messenger RNA. NCBI's taxonomy places the organism in Eukaryota, Viridiplantae, Streptophyta, Magnoliopsida, Brassicales, Brassicaceae. The record is from RefSeq and is a predicted model, not a curated record.